Messenger RNA from Pan troglodytes (chimpanzee), 786 nucleotides. RefSeq names its product salivary glue protein Sgs-4. Lineage: Eukaryota; Metazoa; Chordata; Mammalia; Primates; Hominidae. The record is from RefSeq and is a predicted model, not a curated record.
GGCCUCGCUGGACCACGGGCCCGCCAGGUUCUCCCGCAACUUGCGGAGCUCCUGGACCGGCCCUUCCCAGAGGCGCAGCAGAGUCCCAGGAGCAGGAAGAGGAGGGGCGAGCACAGUCCUGCCUCCUCCUCCCCCCACACUGCAGGGGGAAUGACCCCCACUGCCUCCUCCUCCUCCCACACUGCAGGGGGAAUGACCCCCACUGCCUCCUCCUCCUCCCACACUGCAGGGGGAAUGACCCCCACUGUCUCCUCCUCCCCCCACACUGCAGGGGGAAUGACCCCCACUGUCUCCUUCCCACACACUGCAGGGGGAAUGACUCCCACUGUCUUCUCCUCCCCCCACACUGCAGGGGGAAUGACUCCCACUGUCUCCUCCUCCCCCCACACUGCAGGGGGAAUGACCCCCACUCUCUCCUCCUCCCCACACACUGCAGGGGGAAUGUCCCCCACUGUCUCCUCCUCCCCCCACACUGCAGGGGGAAUGACCCCCACUGCCUCCUCCUCCCCCACACACUGCAGGGGGAAUGACCCCCACUGUCUUCUCCUACCCCCACACUGCAGGGGGAAUGACCCCCACUCUCUCCUCCUCCCCACACACUGCAGGGGGAAUGACCCCCACUGUCUUCUCCUCCCCCCACACUGCAGGGGAAAUGUCCCCCACUGUCUCCUCCUCCUCGCACACACUGCAGGGGGAAUGUCCCCCACGGUCUCCUCCUCCUCCACACACUGCAGGGGGAAUGACCCCCACUGUCUCCUCCUCCCCCACACACUGCAGGGGGAGUGA